Molecule: messenger RNA, 270 nt
Organism: Protopolystoma xenopodis
Lineage: Eukaryota; Metazoa; Platyhelminthes; Monogenea; Polystomatidea; Polystomatidae
Source: the annotation of a GenBank genome assembly
AUGCAGUCUCUCCCGGAUGGCUUCAAUUGCGCCUGUCUGCCUGGCUAUACAGGUCCACGUUGCCAAGAAAGGUCUCCUGAUCCGUGCCAUCUAAGUCCAGACCUUUGCCAACAUGGAGGUAUCUGUGUCCCACGCUGGUCUAGUCUUCGCAACGUGAGCACUCAACAGCAGCACGUAAUAAGUCCCGAGGCCCAUGGCUACUUUUGUCACUGCCCAUCUGGCUUUUCUGGGCAACAUUGUGAAACACCUCUCCCAGGCAAGCUUAUAUGA